AGAGGUUGAAGGAAAUCAAGAUUCGCAGCUGGUACAUCAUCGGGGUCGCCUCAACCUUCCUGCUGAUGGCUUACAUAUCCUGCGCCCAAUUUAUGUCAUUUCCCUUGAUCGAGAAUACUGAGCAUUUGCCAUUGGCUUCAUGGUAUCCGUUCGAUCAUACCAAAAGUCCACUCUACGAGGUUUUGUACAUCUGGCAAUGGUUCAUGAACCAAGUGGUCAUCACCACAUUAAGCGGCUUCGACGUAUUUUUUAAUGCAAUCGUGAUGGUUUGUUCCACACAAUUCCAAGUCCUUCAAGACGUUUUGGAGAACUUGUGUUUGGGAAAAGGUAGAAAGCAAUGGGACUACAUGGAAAUUAAGAGCGAGAGUAGGAUUGUACACGAAAAUGAAGCUAUCGUCGUAUGCGUAAAGCAGCAUCUUAAGAUGAUUAGUGUUUGCGAAAUGGUUGAAUCAACCUUUGCUCAUAUUGUUUUCAUCCAGUUCAUUGUUAGCACUUUAGCAAUUUGCGUUUCCUGCGUAUCUUUGAUUGCAGAUCCAACUCAGUUUCAGCACAUGCUCUCGUAUUGCGUCGCGCAUUUGCUACAAUUCUUUAUUUAUUGUUCAGUGGGAAAUGAGUUAACGUUUCAGAGUGGAUUGGUGGCAGAAUCUGCCUACAAUUGCGACUGGGAACGGAAUACUAAUAACUUGUUCUUGAUGAGGAGUCUCGCUAUGAUCAUUCAAAGAGCGCAACGACCGGAAACACUCACAGUUGGAGGUCUAAUGCAGCUCAGUUUUGCUAAUUUUAUGGGGUCCAUUCAGCUCUCCUUCUCGUUCUACACUUUACUCAAUUCUUACGUGUAA
Messenger RNA from Nicrophorus vespilloides, 839 nucleotides. RefSeq names its product odorant receptor 4-like. The record is from RefSeq and is a predicted model, not a curated record. Gene Ontology annotation, cellular component: plasma membrane. Gene Ontology annotation, molecular function: olfactory receptor activity; odorant binding. The coding region runs from base 66 to 839 and encodes 257 amino acids. The transcript is spliced from 5 exons. NCBI's taxonomy places the organism in Eukaryota, Metazoa, Arthropoda, Insecta, Coleoptera, Silphidae. Gene Ontology annotation, biological process: sensory perception of smell; detection of chemical stimulus involved in sensory perception of smell.